Molecule: messenger RNA, 165 nt
Organism: Plasmopara halstedii
Lineage: Eukaryota; Oomycota; Peronosporomycetes; Peronosporales; Peronosporaceae
Exons: 2
Coding region: 1-165 (54 amino acids)
Source: RefSeq, a predicted model, not a curated record
AUGGCCCAAUCGUCAGUGCCAGCGACAUUAUUACAGGUGGAGAUAUGGCCAGGUUGCCCAGGUCGUCCUGGUGCUAUCGUGAAGCGCCAGGCCGACGACCCAAUUAUCACCGAUUUAAAAUUCAUUCAGGACAAGUCCGACGGGAUCCUAGGCUUACCUAAGUAA